Molecule: messenger RNA, 5184 nt
Organism: Benincasa hispida (wax gourd)
Lineage: Eukaryota; Viridiplantae; Streptophyta; Magnoliopsida; Cucurbitales; Cucurbitaceae
Product: G-type lectin S-receptor-like serine/threonine-protein kinase At1g11330
Biological process (GO): protein phosphorylation; recognition of pollen
Cellular component (GO): plasma membrane
Molecular function (GO): ATP binding; protein serine/threonine kinase activity
Source: RefSeq, a predicted model, not a curated record
UACUGGGGGGGAAAAGGACUAAAACGAACCAAACGGACGACUUUGAAGGAAGAACAAGAUUUAUUCAACAUAUUCUGAAGUUUCAAGGGCUAUGUUAAAGUCAAAGGGCCUCUGUUAUACAGACGAAUUUGCUCAAAGCUGAGUUUGAAUCAGUAUUGUGCGAAGAGAGAUGACAAAAUUAAGACAUGCGAUUUCUCUUCUUCUCCUUCUUUCAUUGACAUGCUUCUCUUCAAGCUUCUGCUAUGGCGGGGAUAUAAUUACAUCAACAAAUUUCAUCAAAGACCCUGCAACAGUUAUAUCCAAUGCCAGUAUCUUCAAAUUGGGGUUCUUCACACCUUCAAAUUCUACCCACAGAUACGUUGGAAUUUGGUUUGAGAAAAUUUCUCCACAAACUGUAGUAUGGGUUGCAAACAGAGACAACCCUCUCAACGAUUCUUCUGGGGUUUUCACUAUUUCCAACGAUGGGAAUCUUGUGGUCUUAGAUGCAAACAACACCAUCCAUUGGUCUUCGAAUAUUUCUUCUUCUUCUUCUUCAGCAACCAACAACACAAUGGCUCAAAUUUUAGAUUCUGGAAACUUGGUUUUGAAAGAUACUUCUUCCGGGGUGAUUAUAUGGCAGAGUUUCGAACACCCUUCUGAUAAAUUCAUUACUUCCAUGAAGCUUAUGACAAACACAAGAACUAAUGAGCGCGUGGACUUUACCUCAUGGAACUCCCCUUCCGAUCCAUCUACAGGUAAGUUUUCAUUUCUGCUGGAUGUUCAAAAUAUUCCUGAAGCUGUGUUUUUGGAUGGUGGUAAAACUUAUUGGCGAUCUGGUCCAUGGAACGGUCAGUCCUUUAUUGGAAUACCUGAAAUGACUUCUGUUUAUCUCUCUGGGUAUAACCUUGCAAUCCAAGAUCAAACUUACACUCUCUCUCUUCCUUCCAAUAUUGAAACUCGACAAUUUUUUUAUUUGUUCAUAAGCUCACAAGGGAAUUUUGAACAAAGGAAUUGGGAUGAUGAGAAAAAGCAAUGGAAUGUUAGUUGGGUCGCUCAAAAAACAGUGUGUGAUUCCUAUGGAAAUUGUGGGGCGUUUGGGAUUUGUAAUGCAAAAACAUCCCCUGUUUGCAGCUGCUUAACAGGGUUUAAGCCAAAGCAGGAAAAGGAGUGGAAUCAAGGAAAUUGGAGUAAUGGGUGUGUGAGAAAAACGCCAUUAAAAUGUGAGAAUCAGUUCAUCGACAACACUGAUGCUAAAGAAGAUGGAUUUUUAAAAAUGGAAAUGGUUAAAGUUCCAUUUUUGGCAGAUUGGUCUACUUCCUCUGUUUCAAUUGAUGAUUGCAGGCGCGAUUGCUUGGGAAAUUGUUCGUGUAAUUCUUAUGCUUUUGAAAAUGCCAUUUGUAUGCAAUGGAGAAAUGGAUUAGUUGAUAUACAACAGUUUGAGAGCUUUGGAGCUGAUCUCUACCUUCGAAUGGCAUUUGCUGAUUUACCUACAACUAACGAAAAAGACAAGAAGGGAAUUAUUGUAGCCAUAGCCAUAGUGAUACCAGUAGCGCUUGUCAUCUUCAUCAUUGUCAUAUUCUUAUGCUGGAAAUGGAAGACUAACAAACAAGAAAAGAAGAUAAUUAUGACUUCUAGUGAAAAAAGGAAGAUUUUGAAACAAACAAGAGAAGAUGAAAAUAUGAUUGAGGAUGAAAUCAAACUUGAGGAACUACCACUUUAUGAUUUUGAAAAGGUAGCAAUUGCAACAAAUUACUUUGAUUUGAGUAACAAGCUUGGGCAGGGUGGCUUUGGUCCAGUGUAUAAGGGAAAAUUAUUAAAUGGACAGGAAAUAGCGGUAAAGAGGCUUUCAAGAGCUUCUAAACAAGGGUAUGAAGAAUUUAUAAAUGAAGUGAGAGUGAUUUCAAAACUACAACACAGGAAUCUUGUAAGACUUUUGGGUUGUUGCAUUGAAGGAGAAGAGAAGAUGUUAAUAUAUGAGUAUAUGCCCAACCUAAGUUUGGAUGCAUUCAUCUUUGGCUCUCCCAAACAAAACAUUUUGGAUUGGAAAAAAAGAUUUAAUAUUAUUGAUGGAAUUGCUCGAGGUCUUUUAUACCUUCAUAGAGAUUCAAGAUUAAAAAUUAUUCAUAGAGAUCUUAAGGUAAGUAAUAUUUUGUUAGACAAAGAUUUGAACCCUAAGAUUUCGGAUUUUGGCAUGGCACGAAUUUUUGGUGGUGAUGAAGUUCAAGCAAAUACUUUAAGAGUUGUUGGAACUUAUGGAUAUAUGUCUCCUGAAUAUGCAAUGCAAGGACAAUUUUCAGAGAAAUCAGAUGUGUUUAGUUUUGGAGUUUUGUUACUUGAAAUUAUUAGCGGAAGAAGAAAUACAGGAUUCUACCGCCAUGAAUCUAGUAUAAGCUUAUUGGGAUUUGCAUGGAAAUUGUGGACGGAAGACAAUUUUAUUCCUUUGAUUGAACGCAUUAAUAUAUACGAACCGUACUACCAAUCAGAGAUUUUGAGAUGCAUUCAUGUGGGGCUCUUAUGUGUCCAAGAAUUAUAAAAUGAUAGGCCAAAUGUUUCAACCAUCAUUUCGAUGCUUAAUAGUGUCGUUGAUCUUCCUUCUCCAAAGCAACCUGGCUUGUUGGCAGACCACAGGAAAUCUUCACCUCCACCCAUGAAACCCAAAUCCAACUACCCCUCUUCAUAUUUUCUUCUUCUUCUUUCAUUUACGUUCUUCUCUCCAAUAUUUUGCUUCGGCAGACAUACAAUCACAUCACAAAAUUUUAUCAAAGACCCUGCUUCUAUAACUUCCAAUGCCAGUUCAUUCAAAUUGGGCUUCUUUACACCUCUUAAUUCCACCGGCCGAUAUGUCGGAAUUUGGUUCAACCAAGUUUCCUUGCAAACCUUAGUGUGGGUGGCCAACAAAGACAAGCCUCUCAAAGAUUCUUCUGGGAUUUUCACUAUUUCUAAACAGGGAGAUCUUGUGGUUUUAGAUGGAAACCACACCGUCCUCUGGUCUUCAAAUGUUUUUUCUUCUUCUUCUUCUUCUACAACCAACACAAGCGCUCGAAUUUUAGAUACGGGUAACCUUGUUUUGGAAGAUACUGCUUCUGGGAACAUUUUAUGGGAGAGCUUCAAAGACCCUUCCGAUAAAUUCUUGAUUUCCAUGAAAUUCAUCACCAACACAAGAACAAAAGAGAAGAUCAAGCUAACCUCAUGGAGCUCCCCUGUUAAUCCAUCCACUGGAAAUUUUUCCUUAGCACUAGAAGUUUUCGGUAUUCCUGAAGGUGUGAUUUGGAAUAAUGGUGACAAACCUUAUUGGCGAUCUGGUCCAUGGAACGGUCAGUCAUUUAUUGGAAUACCCGAAAUGGACUAUGUUUAUCUUUCUGGGUUUAACCUUGUAAUCCAAGACCAACAAUACACUUUCUAUGUUUCUUACAAUUACACUGUUGAACAGCAGGCUUUUUUGUCUUUAACCUCGCAAGGGAAUUUGGUGCAAACGCAUUGGAAUCCUCAGAUUAGGAAUUGGAAUGUUAGUUGGUUUGCUAUAAAAACAGAGUGUGAUUACUAUGGUACUUGUGGGGCGUUUGGGAUUUGUAAUCCAAAGGCGUCUACCAUUUGCAGCUGUUUAAAAGGGUUUAAGCCAAGGAAUGAAAAGGAAUGGCAUCAAGGGAAUUGGAGUGGUGGGUGUGUGAGAAGGACGCCAUUGCAAUGCAGUAAUAGUAGUGCUGAAGAAGAUGGGUUUGUAUCAGUUGAAAUGGUUAAAUUGCCAUUUUUUGUAGAGUGGUCUAUUACGUCUUUUACAGAAAAUGAUUGCAAACAAGAGUGCUUGCGCAAUUGUUCGUGUAAUGCUUACGCAUUUGAAAAAGUUAUUCGGUGUAUGCUAUGGAGAAGGGAUGAGUUAAUUGAUAUACAAAAGUUUGAGAGAAAUGGAGCUACUCUUUACCUUCGGAUGCCAUAUACAGAAUUAGAUCCUACAAAUGUAAAAAAUAAGAAAGGGAUUAUUAUAGCAAUUGUGCUACCAGUGACCUUUGUCAUCAUGAUCAUCACAACCAUAUCAUUUUGGUGGAAAUGCAAAAGGAAAUUACGAAUCACAUCUGAUGACAAAAAAGAAAGAAUUCUUACACUGACAAGGGAGGAUGGUAUCAAACUUGAAGAGCUACCUCUUUAUGAUUUUGAGAAGCUGGCAAUUGCAACCAACAAUUUUGAUAUGAAUAACAAACUCGGGCAGGGUGGCUUUGGUCUAGUGUAUAAGGGAAAAAUGUUAAAUGGACAAGAAAUAGCAGUAAAGAGGCUAUCAAAAGCCUCGAAUCAAGGGUACGAAGAAUUUAUAAAUGAAGUGAGGGUAAUUUCUAAACUACAACAUAGAAAUCUUGUACGCCUAUUAGGGUGUUGCAUCGAAAGAGAAGAGAAAAUUUUAAUAUAUGAGUACAUGCCUCGCCUAAGUUUGGAUGCCUUAAUCUUUGGCUCUCCACCAAAAGAACUUUUGGAUUAGAGACAAAGAUUUAACAUUAUUGAUGGAAUUGCUCGAGGUCUACUUUACCUUCAUAGAGAUUCAAGAUUAAAAAUCAUUCAUAGAGAUCUUAAAACAAGUAAUAUUUUGUUAGAUCAAGAUUUGAACCCUAAAAUUUCAGACUUUGGCAUGGCAAAGAUUUUCUGUGGCAAUGAUGUCCAAGUGAAUACUCUAAGAGUUGUCGGGACUUAUGGAUAUAUGUCUCCUGAGUACGCAAUGCAAGGUCGAUUUUUAGAGAAGUCGGAUGUAUUUAGUUUUGGGGUCCUAUUGCUUGAAAUUAUUAGUGGGAGAAGAAAUACAGAGUCCUACUACCAUGAACAAGCUAUAAGCUUAUUAGGAUUUGCAUGGAAGCUGUGGAUGAAAGACAACCUUAUUCCUAUGAUUGAACCAACAAUAUAUGAAUUGUGUUAUCAACAAGAGAUUUUGAGAUGUAUUCAAGUGGGGCUCUUAUGCGUUCAAGAAUCUGUAAGAGAGAGACCAAAUAUCCCCACUAUUAUUUCAAUGCUCAAUAGUGACGUAGAUCUUCCUACUCCAAAAGAACCUGGUUUUGUUGGUAGACCAUCUGAAAGUAAUAUAGAAUCAUCUCAACAAAAUUCAAAUAAACAUUCUGUAAAUAGUGUUACACUCACCACAGUUAUAGCUCGAUAAUGCAUUGAUUAAGUAAAACCGAUUUGUUUGAUCUAUUAUCUUAAGUUAAUGCAAUUUCUUUACCUUCUGAA